AGAAGUUUACCAAACAACUCAACCAACCAUAACAAUGAAGGUGAUUUUUGCACUCAUCGUCCUCAGCUUGGCUGUUUUAAGUCAUGCUUCUUACUUGCCAUCAUCAUCGGUAUGGCCUUACAGCAAUGGUGAUUGGAACUCCUGGAACGGCUGGAACAACUGGAAUGGCCUCAACUCCUGGACUGGUGCUCAUUCGGAAUUGAUUGGAGGAUACCCAUCUUCUUACUACAACAACUUGUGGGCGUCUCCUUCGGUGUAUAACGGAGGAUUGUACGGAGGUCACAAGACUGUGGUUCAGGCCAACGUUGUCAAUGGUGGUCAUCCAUGGGGACAACCCUGGGGAACUUAUGAAGCCGGUGUCUAUGGAUGGGGAGGUUAUCCCCAUCAUGGAUAUGCCAAGACCAUUGUGCCGGUGGAAAAACAGGUGGCCGCUACUCCUGGAUCGGUUCAUGUGGCACCUGUUCCAGUCGGUGGACUGAAGGUUGUGGCUGGCCAUUAA
This is a messenger RNA of Uranotaenia lowii, 499 nucleotides long. RefSeq lists its product as uncharacterized. The transcript is spliced from 2 exons. Bases 35 to 499 code for a protein of 154 amino acids. The record is from RefSeq and is a predicted model, not a curated record. NCBI's taxonomy places the organism in Eukaryota, Metazoa, Arthropoda, Insecta, Diptera, Culicidae.